AUGGAGUUUGCAUUCAUCUCUCAUUUGCCUGAGGAGGCUCCUGUGGCAGCUUCUGAGGCUCCUGAGGUGGCUCCUGAGGCGGCUCCUGAGGCAGCUCCUGCGGUUCCUAAGGUGGCUUCUGAGGCGGCUCCUGCAGCUCCUGAGGUGGCUUUGGAGGUGGCUCCUGAGGAAGCUCCUGCAGCUUCUGAGGCAGCUCCUAAAGCUCCAGAGGCAGCUUCUGAGCCUUCUAAAGCUCCUGAGGUGGCUCCUGUGGUGGUUUCUGAGGCUCCUGAGGCAGCUUUUGAGGCCCCUGAAGUGGCUCCAGCACAGACUUGGGACCAGACGCUGGAUGGCAGCUGCAGCACCACGGCUGGAGGUAAGGCAGGAAAGGACAGUGGGAAGGCCAGAGUGAAGGCCAUGUCAUGCUCACAGAGAGCUGGGCUGCAGUUUCCUGUGGGCCAGGUCCACAGACACUUGAAGACUUGUACUACCAGCCAUGGGCGAGUGGCUGCCACCGCUGCCAUCUACAGUGCCUCCAUCCUUGAGUACCACACCGACGAGGUGCUGGAGCUGGCGGGCAAUGCUUCCAAGGAUCUCAAGGUCAAGCAGAUCACUCCCCAUCACUUGCAGCUGGUGAUCUGUGGCAAUGAGGAGAUGGAUUCCCUGAUCAAGGCCACCAUCGCUGGUGGAGAGAAAAAGAAGU
Molecule: messenger RNA, 682 nt
Organism: Antrostomus carolinensis (chuck-will's-widow)
Lineage: Eukaryota; Metazoa; Chordata; Aves; Caprimulgiformes; Caprimulgidae
Product: histone H2A.Y-like
Cellular component (GO): nucleosome
Molecular function (GO): structural constituent of chromatin; protein heterodimerization activity; DNA binding
Source: RefSeq, a predicted model, not a curated record